UUUACUUGGUACUUUCUUUUUACUUCUGUCUAAAAUGGAAAGUCAAGAAAACGAAAUGGUAUCUGCGAGUGAACAAGAAAUAUACUCUUCGAAAUGCACAAAGUUUGAUCCCAUUUGGGUACAAGUCUUAAUAAAUUUGAGAAUGAAGCAUUCGAAGAUGUUCACUAGGCGCAGAAAUUCUGCUUCGGAAGGCUGGAAGUUGGUCUUCGAAGAAUUAAAAGAAACUGGAGCCCCUCAAUAUGUAACACUCACCAAGAUAAAAAAGAAAUGGAUGAAUUUAAUGACACGAUAUAGGCAAAUCAAAAAUACAACGUUAAACCCUGAAACUAUCACAUGGCCUUACUAUGAACAAAUGGAUAGAGCCUUCGGAAGAGAAGUCGAAACGGACUCUGAUGGCAAAGUAGUUGAUUCGUCGUUGAAUCAAUCGAUCAGCAAUGAUGAAAGACAAAGUUUUAUGAAAAAACUGAUAGAACUGAGGUGUACUCUUAGGCAUUUGUUUACCGGAAGAAAAUAUACUGCUAGGGAUGGAUGGUUAAUUAUUCAAUCUCUUUUACAAUGUCAAGGAAAAUACUCUAUUGACCAAUUAAGUAAGUGCUGGCAAAACUUGGUACAGCGCUAUAAACAACUCGCCAAAAAUGAGACAAAGGAAAAUAUAACUUGGCCUUAUUUUGAUUACAUGAACAAAUGGUUUAAAGAAAACGAAGUGCAAGACUUAAAACUGGAAAUGGAUAUAGACGAAAGUGUUUUGGAGGGUGAAGAAAAGGACGAAAGCAAAGAUGAAGAAAAUAUCAACCAGAGUAGCUUUAUGUCAUUAAAAAAUUGUUUAUCUGCUGAUAGAAUAAAAAUACAGUUGCUGACGGAAAUAAAAUCCAAUCAAGAGAAAAAUCAUCAAAUUGUAAUGGACGGUUUAAAGGAUAUAACUAAUCUCCUUCGAUCACAAACUAACCAAUUCAACAAUAACGAAGUAAUAAAUACAAAUCGUUCUGAAGAUGAAUGUUCAAACUCCUAACUUAAAAAUAGAAUAAUAAUAAAUCAUAAAUAUUUAAAUUUUUUACAAUAUGUUUUAUUUUUCAUUUAAGAUUAAGA
Molecule: messenger RNA, 1086 nt
Organism: Diabrotica balteata
Lineage: Eukaryota; Metazoa; Arthropoda; Insecta; Coleoptera; Chrysomelidae
Source: the annotation of a GenBank genome assembly